Pteronotus mesoamericanus is the source of this 4542-nucleotide messenger RNA. It is a transcript of the gene KLHL33, whose product is annotated as kelch like family member 33. Gene Ontology annotation, molecular function: protein binding. The transcript is spliced from 5 exons. The record is from RefSeq and is a predicted model, not a curated record. Lineage: Eukaryota; Metazoa; Chordata; Mammalia; Chiroptera; Mormoopidae. The coding region runs from base 130 to 2478 and encodes 782 amino acids.
GGGGGCUGCUGGGCUGAGGACCAGACGCGUCGGGUGCGGCCGCGGGGACCGGAUCUUCACACACGCUUCUUGCUCGCUUCUCUGCACCUCGUGAAGCCCAGAGUUGCGCGCAAUCCCGCGACUUGGGCCAUGAGCGUCUCGAACUCCGAACGCCGUCCGUCGGACCGGGGGCGCGUCUCCCUUGCGAUCCCGAAGGACCGUCUUGACCUCCCCUCGCCUGGCCUGAGAAACGCCUCUUGGCCCCGGACCCCGGACGAGGAUCCCGGUUUGCCCCCCUUUCCUCUGGAAGAGCCCGGCCCCAGGUCAAUGGCCCCAGGGAACCUUCCCUCUCCAGCCUUGUCCUUGGAGGAGGAGGAGGAGGGAGAUGAGGACGAAGAGGGCGCCGCGGAGCCGGAGGGGCUGUGCAGCGAGGAGCACCCGAGCCAGUUUUUCGCGGAGGCACAGCGGCUGCGGGAGCAGAGGUUGCUGCUGGAUGAAGAGGUGUCAGUCGGGGGGCGACUAUACGGGGUGCAUCGGGUGAUCCUGGCCGCAGUUAGCAGCCUCUUUCGAGGCAGGCUGCUGAACGGCAUUGGUCCGCGACCCCCCUUCUGCCUCGACGUGGCCCCCGGGGCCUGGGAGGCCGUGCUGACCUUUGCCUAUGAGGGAGUGCUGAGUCCCGCCCCGCUGGGGGAUGUGCUGGUCGCCGCGGAGGCCCUGGGAGCGCCCCGGGUGAAAGCCGCGGCCCAGAGGAAACUCGAGAGGGCUGGAAGCACCCAGAACGACGAAGAGCCGCCCAGCCAGGCAGAGGAGCUGAGGGAGAACCUGCGCAGCAUUGAGCUUUUAUACCAAGAGGGCGUCGGGUGUGACCUGGAGCUGGAGGCAGGCGGCUGCCGGCUGCGGGUGCACCGAGCAGCCCUGGCCUGCGGCAGCGAGUUCUUUGGGGCCAUGCUCCUGAGUGGGAUGAGGGAAUCCCAGGGCACAGAGGUGUCUCUGCACACCAUCUCUGCCCAGGACCUGCGACUCCUCGUUUCUUUUGCCUACUCUGGGGUUGUACGGGCAAGAUGGCCAGGACUACUGAGAGCUGCUCAGGCUGCUCUGCAGUACCAGAGUCCUUCCUGCCUGGCUCUGUGCCAGAGAGCCUUGGCACGGGGCCUCAGCCCUGCCCGAUGCCUGAUCCUCUACCCCAUGGCCGAAGCCCCCGGACUGGAGAGGCUCUGGAACAAAGCUCGUCAAUACUUGCUCACUCACCUGCCUGCUGUAGCUUUGUGCCCCACUUUCCCUUCUUUACCAGCUGCUUGUCUGGCUGAACUCCUGGAUAGCGAUGAACUACACAUGCAAGAGGAGUUUGAGGCCUUUGUGGCUGCACGGUGUUGGCUAGCUGCCAACCCUGAGACAGAGGAGUCAGAGGCCAAGGCCCUGCUUCAGUGUGUCCGCUUUGGCCGUAUGUCUACCAGAGAGCUUCGGAAAGUACGGGCAGCAGGCCUGCCUCCACCCCUUUCCCAGGACUUGCUGCAUCAGUUGAUGGUGGAGUCUGAGGUUCCAGGUAAAGAGAGGCGGAGAGAGCCUGAUCAGGCUUUGGUAGUGAUUGGCGGAGACAGCCUCAAAUCAGACUUGUCUGGAACAGAGCCUUCCCGAGGAGUGUGGUGGGCCCGGGCCUUCCGCUGUGGCAUUGGACUUGUUCGGACUGUGGAGUGGGGGCGGUUGCCUGCCCUACCUGACCCAGGGCGCUUCCGGCAUGGGGCUGCAAGCCUAGCAGGAAAUGAAAUUUAUGUGUGUGGGGGACAGGAUUACUACAGUGACUUCAACACCUUGGCUUCGACCCUCAGGUGGGACCCCAGUCAAGAGGACUGGGAGGAGAUGGCACCUUUGUACCAGGCUCGGAGUUUUUUCCCGCUGGUGGCACUGGAUGGACUACUUUAUGCUCUGGGUGGACGAGCCCAUGGUGUUGUUCUAAACUCUGUGGAGACCUAUAACCCUGAGCUCAAUGUCUGGAGGCCAGCACCUGCACUUCCAGCACCACGCUUUGCCCAUGCAGCAGCUAUUUUGGAGGGCCGAUUGUACAUGAGCGGUGGCUGCAAUGGGACUGGCCAAUACCUGGCCUCAUUGCUGCAGUAUGAUCCCAAACUUGAGAAGCCAGGGACACUUCUGAGCCCUAUGGGCAUACCUCGAGCUGGCCAUGUCAUGGCUGCUCUGGGUGGGCGGUUGUAUGUCGCAGGUGGGCUAGGUGAGACUGGUGACCUUCUGAGUUUUGAGGAGUAUGAACCAAAAACUGAUAGCUGGACUCGAUUGGCACCCCUGCCCUCCCCACAUGUGGGAGCUGCAGGUGCUGUGCUGGAGGGGGAACUCCUGGUGCUGGGGGGCUACAGCCACCUUACUUAUGCCCUCUCUUACCUCAUCCAUGCUUACUGUCCUGGCCUGGGCCGAUGGCUCUGCUUGGGAACUCUGCCAAGGCCUCGGGCCGAGAUGCCUGCCUGCAUCCUGACACGGCCCACUGUGUAGCACCAUAGCUUUAGGUCCCACACGAUACCAAACCAAACCUGCUGGGUGAGGUUGGGGCAACAGCCGUGGAUAGGGGAGGAGGGGAGAAGACACAUCAUGAGAGAAGGACAGAGAUGAUGGAGGGGAGAAAGAGAAGGCUUUAUUUAUAAUAGUACAUAUUUUAUCUUAGUACAAUGCUUUAAAACUCAUAAACUGCUUUUGAAUAUAUGAUCUCCCUGGAAGAAAGGUCUCCAGAAUUCCCGGGGAAAGGGCAUUGAAAAAGGGGAGAAGCUGAAUAGCCAGGCAAGGAAAGGAGACCCAGGAGCAACUCUAUAAGAUUUAGGGACCCUGGUACUAUUCUUAGUGGGAAAAGUACAUCUAACUGGGAAGACAGUUAAGAAGCUCCAGUAGCCAAAAGAGAGCUGGGCAAAUCACAAUUCUGCCCCAGGAAUCAAGGAGAAAAACAUGGAAAGGCCAUCCAUGAAUGAGUCAGAAAAGUCGAGAGGGAGAAAUCUAAUUGUCGAGCCCUUCCUUUCCUCAGGCUUUGCUCCUCUCUACUCACUAGUCCCUUGGACACCUGAACCCUCUUGAAAAUAUUCUUUCUCAGGUAACUUGUAGGUCCAUACUAGUGUUUCCUCAGUCCAGACACCAUAGGAUGCGCCUAAGAACCUCUUGGUUUUCAGUCUGAGGCAUUAGUCCCCACCUGGACCUGGCACAGCCCAGGGGCCUGGGACGCAGGGCGAUGAGGUGGGAGCGCUGCCUGUGGGGUAGGUGAGGAGGGCAGAGCCAAAGUGGGGAGGUGCCAUGGUGGCAAAGGGAUGAUAUGAGGUUUGAGGGGAUGGGGUGAAAGAAGUCAGAAGCCUGCCUGGCUUCUUCCCUUCCCUCUGGGGUGAACUGAGGUAUUAGGAGCGAAACGAGGAAAGUUGUGUGGGGUUGUGGGAGGAAGUGGUAGGGAGAAGAGUGAGGGGCAGAGAAGACCUGGAAAGCUGGGUUGCCUCCUUUCUGUGCCUUUCCUCUGGGCUUUUCUGAAUCAAUUUCUCUUUUUCUUGGCCAGGGAACGCUCAGUCAGAUGCUUUCUCUCUCACUUCCUCCAUCCUGCUCUUCCUUUUUUUCCUUCUUUCUUUGCUCUCCUCAUUUCUCCCUCACACUUAUUAAUUUCUUACUAUAUGCCACGCACUAUAUGAGACACUAAGGAUACAAAAGCCAGAGAGCUCCUGACAAGCAGACAGCCUUGUAAACAAAUACAAGUUUUUCAGUGGACUUAGAAGUGUUUUACAACUCAUAAACUGUCUCCUACCUCAUAGCUCUCAAAAUAUUGUACUGUACUUAGUGGUAUGAGAGCCCAGAGGAUGGAGAUGGAGGAGUGAACUCCGCACAGGGAAGGCUUCUGUUACAGAAGGCAUCGUUAUCAGAUGGGUGCAUUGGAUCUUGAAGGUUGUCUGAUUCGCCAGUCAGAGAAGGAGGAAGUCAUUCCUGGCAGAGAAAGGAUGCAAGUGGGGAAUGUAGUGUCCUGUGUCUCCAUAGCAAAUGGGACAUCAGAAUUCCAGUGGUUCUUCAGAGAAUUCUGCUGCUGUGGCCAACCCACUCUCUCCUCUGGAGGCUUUUUUCAAGACAAUGGCUUCACUUAAUGAUUGCAUAUGACCUCCCUCCACAGCUCCCCUAAAUCUUUUCUGUCUGGUAUUUCCAUUUCUGACCCUGGAGCAGCUUAGGACAAAGAAUGACAAAUUCUUUGCAUAGAUCAAUCUUCUAUUAUUAUUGUUUAUUAAGAUUCUCAUACUCCUGAAGGUGAGAGGAAGGAACCUCCCCUGUACCUUUCUUCAUACUGGCCCCAGAGAUACUUGGAAAAAAUACUUUUUGUUUCAUUAUUUUAUUAAGGUUUUUUCCUAAUUCUGUUUUGGAACAUAGUUGAAAAUGAGGAGGGGUAAGUAGGAAAUAUAAGAUAAAAUAAGAAAGAUUGAAGAAAAUGAGGAAGAAAUUGGAAGCAUCAAGAAACUAUAAGAAUUGAGUCUUUUGUGUGAACUAUGAACACUUUUUUAUGAUCUGUGCACAAAAACAGAUUUAAAUAAAAGUUUCCUCAUGAUUGAA